UCUGUUCAUUGUGGCCAACUAAAUUCAAACAUUCUCAGACUAGAUAUGCAAAAUCAGUUUUGGGGACAGCGCAGCUUCUGUCUGGUGACUGGGGCCAGCCAAGGCAUCGGUCAAAGCUUCGCUGUUGAAUUCGCUCACAGAUUCGCAGCAGGUUCUCACAUAGUGCUGUUGGCGCGGUCACAAGAUGGGCUGAAUCAGACCAAGGAACUCAUACAGGCCAGCAAUCCCAACGUGACAGUUCAGGUGACAGACUUGUUGGUUUUCCAUUACCAAUUGCUCCUUCUUCAUCAUCCUGUAUGAAAUUUGAAUUCAUCUCAUCCCAUGUACAAGGUG
Molecule: messenger RNA, 333 nt
Organism: Homalodisca vitripennis (glassy-winged sharpshooter)
Lineage: Eukaryota; Metazoa; Arthropoda; Insecta; Hemiptera; Cicadellidae
Product: very-long-chain 3-oxooacyl-coA reductase let-767-like
Exons: 2
Coding region: 46-300 (84 amino acids)
Biological process (GO): tetrahydrobiopterin biosynthetic process
Molecular function (GO): sepiapterin reductase (NADP+) activity
Source: RefSeq, a predicted model, not a curated record